This is a messenger RNA of Penaeus indicus, 7220 nucleotides long. RefSeq lists its product as uncharacterized. Bases 155 to 6055 code for a protein of 1966 amino acids. Gene Ontology annotation, biological process: germ-line stem cell division. The record is from RefSeq and is a predicted model, not a curated record. The transcript is spliced from 19 exons. Gene Ontology annotation, molecular function: nucleic acid binding; ATP binding. Lineage: Eukaryota; Metazoa; Arthropoda; Malacostraca; Decapoda; Penaeidae.
AGACGCUGACUCGGACACAGGCAGUCCAAAGUGAACAAGACUUCCCUGGAUUUUUCUGUUAUUUAGUGAAGUUUAUUAUUAUUUUCGUCUUGGAAAUGGCGUAACAUUGUUCGAUUUAUACCUCCGCAACACAUUGGAGCUUAAGGAAAACAUAAUGACGGAAUUAAGGAACAUGUUUGGAACGUGUCCAACUGAUGUCACUUGGAAGAACCUGCGAGUGAUUCAGGUGGAAGAGGCAGAUACUCUUUGGGUUCGAGAGUUUCCCUCAAGUCAGGUGUCAAAAAAUUUAUCAGACUUUCAAAAGAUGGAAGUACAUAUGAAUGAGAAGUUUAGGAAGACGUUACCUGGCAGGCAAAUGCAAGUAUUCCCAGCAAAGAUAGGAGACAGGGUUGCAGUGCUCCACAAGAAACAUUGGUAUCGUGGUCGAGUGCUGGAUAUUGCUGACACUUCUAAAGGGCAGGAAGCAGAAAUCUUUCUUCUUGACUAUGGUAGUUCUGUGAAGGCAGAAGCAGCAGCUGUGAUAGGCCUUCGGGAUGACGAGUGGGCCAGUGUGGCAUACCAGGCAGAAAAGAUCCAUCUGUUUGCACUUAUUCCUUUGUCAUUGGAUUACGCUCUUUCAUCCACACAGUUCAGUGUCAUUCCCAGAGAGAGCAAGACUUGGGACCCAGCUGCAACGUUUUUUGUCAAGAAUCUUGUCGAGUCUAAACCCAGAGCAGAGUUUUUGCCACUGCAGAAAGGAGAACAUGGACAUUUCCAUGGCCAGUUAACCCUGUAUAUUAGAAUAGAGGUUUGGGAAGCAAUACCUGAACUAGCAAAAAUAAAAUGGCCAAAGGAAGAUGAUGGAGAAGUAGCCGUGGACCUUGCCAAGCUGCUUGUAAUGUGCGACUUUGCAAAAUUUGCAACUGAGCUUCUUGUUGACAGGAUGAAAGGAAGAAAUGGUGGAGAAAAUUCAGAAGAAGACACAGUUAGCAAUGAAUCAGACUUUGCAACAGAAAGCAGGGAAGACUUUCAAGGAUCAUCAAAGCUAGAGUUUAAGACCAUAAAAAAAAUGGUAUCAAGGAGUAGAGGUUUAACUCGAAUGAUUUGUCAUACAAGCGACAGCAGCAAUAGCACAAGCAACCUAGAAUCAAGUGCUGAAGUGCUUGACACGUCAUUUCAGUCGUCUGGCCGUGGGAGAGGCCUGAUGAGCAUGUUUGAUUUUUAUAAAUGUGGAACCUCAACUCCCCUGUCAGUGGGAAGCUCUAGCGCGGAUUUGCAAAAAUCUGGAAGAAGCCCAAAGACUGAGUUUUCUGACUCUCCAGUGGAAAUGUCUGGUGAAACUGAAUGCUCGGAAUCUGAUUCAGUUUCUAAUCUGUGCCUAGAAGAAAUUCCUGUUCCCGUAUCAUCAGGACAAAAAAGCUCAACAAAAGGGUUAUUUCCAACACAAAACGAAGAAAUGAAUGCUGGUAAAACCUGCAAUCUCUCAUCAUCUGAAAAGAAAAGUGAUGAGAAACAGUCCUUGGUGGAUGAUGUAAGUUCUGAUGCUUCUUCAGCCACAAAGACUGUUCCUGAGGGUAGUGUUCAGAUAUCACCUCAGACUGCUGAAAGAUUCACAGGAACAUCUAAACAAAAGGAAGAAUUAAACAUGGGAUCACCUGGUGGAAGAGGAUUAUACCUUAAGCUUGGCAAAUCUAGUCUGUCUGAUGUUAAAGCGGUGAGCAAAAUUUCUGACUCUAAAGAAAGUAGUAUAUUGACAAAAAAAUCAGAACCCAUGCAAAAUGGAAAGUGUAAGGAGGGGGAUAUAAUUAUGCAUGAGAAAAAGAGGAAGACUAUUGACUGCAGUGCAAGAAAGGUGAACAGUCAUCUUAUUGCCUCAUUUAUUUCAGAUGUUUGGGACAGAGAGGAAAUGGGAGAUGUUGAGGAAGAAUUGACAAUCUCAUUAAGAGAGAAAAAUAUGCCAGAGGGCCCUUGCAUUGCAAAAUUGUUCAGGAUAUUUGUAGCUGGGGAGUCCCCUGUUGCUGAGGAAGAAGUAGUUGUUAAUGAGAACAUGGUUGAUGCAAUACUGAAUUGUCAUAUAGUAAAAAUACUAAAUGAUUUAGAUAUGAGAGCAACACGACUGCAGGCAUAUGCUUGGCCUGCUAUAACCCGUGGCACUUCAGCCAUCAUUGUAGGAGGCAAAAGGAGUGGCAAAACUUAUGGUUAUGUUGUACCUUUGAUUUCUGUUAUUCUAGACUCAUGGCAGCACAUAAGCCGUCGUCUUCCCCAAGGCAUUGGGGCUGUUUUGGUUAUUGUUUGCAAAGACUGGAGAAGUGCAAAAUAUGCUGCUGAUUCUUUGGUUAGAUUCCUACCUGCAAAAAUGUCGCUAAAAGUCAUCACAGCUUGGGGAGGUUGUGGCAAUGAAGAGGUAAUUGAUACCAACUCCCAGUUACUUGGAGGUUGUGACAUUCUGGUUACAACUGCCCCAUGUUUGGUGAGACUUCUAACAGGUAAAACUGCAGAAUUUGCAAAGGCAGAUGAAGAGAGUGGCACCAAAGCAUUUACAUCCCUUGCUAGGUGUUGCUAUCUUGUAUUUGAUGAUGUUGAUUCAAUCUUGGAGAAUUGUGCAGUGGAGGUGAAACAGAUACUUACUUACUGGGGUGAAGGAAAGAGCAAAAGUGACCGAAGGGACUUUGAACAUCAGUUACUUUUAGUUGCAUCAUCAUGGACCAAAUUAUUGAAUUCAUUGACACAAACAGUAACUCCUCUUCUUGAGCCCAUUAUUAUUGUUGCUGAUCCUUGGGAGGCUGUAAUAGCUACUAGAGCCCAUACCUUUGUUCACAAAGUAGAGGAAAUAGGGACAGAGCAAGAUAAACUUGUUGAACUUUUACAAGAUAACAGACAUGGAAGGAUUUUGGUGUUUGUGGGUGAUGAUAGUCAGGCAAGGAAUCUGAAAAUAUUGCUGGAUGCUGUGGCUGUAUAUUCCUUAAUUGUAACAAGCUGUUCUACAAUGUGGGUCAUGAAAUCCAUAGUUCAGGAAUGGCACUCUUUAGCAAAUGUAGUUUUGAUAGUCUGCCAAGAGGCUUCAUCACUUCUCCUCCUGUAUGAAUUAGCAAAUGCAGACCUCAUUAUUCAUGCAGAUAUACCAAACUCCAUUGGUAAUUUCAAAAUGAGGUAUGCUUUUAUGGUGAAUAAUUUUUCAACAGAUUUAAAUCGUGACACCGUAAAUUGCGAGUCUCACAUAAUAUUGUCCAAAGAAUCGGUGAAGCGGCUUCCUCCUCUUGUGCUUGAAAUAGAAAGAACUGGUAAAGUUCCAAGAGAGCUUCAAUGUGUAGCAACUAAACUUAUGGCAAGCUGUAGCCAAGAUGAUGCACUGUGUUAUUAUUUAAAAGCUUAUGGUAAGUGUUGUAUAGGUUACACUUGUGGAUUUAGGCAUAGAAUACAAAAGUUUGAUACUGAGAGUGUGAUUCCAAGAAAGGGUGAAGUUACUUUCAGUGUUAUCAAAGUGAUAAAUGCAUCACGGUAUUUAGUGCGCCUCUUGAGUUUUAGGGAGAAGGCAGGGGUUCCUGAAUUUAACUUGAGAGAUCACUACCUGAGAUUGUUCAUGGCCAUACAGCAGUAUUAUGCUGAUCCAGAAAACUGUGAGCAGUUGAUCAUCAUGGAACCAAGAAUGCUCUGUGCAGUUAAAUGCAAGGACAAAUGGGCAAGAGGACAAAUUGUAGAAGUUGAUUACUCAAGACAUAUUGUCAUGAGUGUUGUGUUUCUCUUAGAUGAAGGAAGUGAUGUAACUGUAGAGCAGAAUUCCUUGUAUAUUCUUCCAAACCAUCUGGCACUGAUGCCACCACUUAUUGUCGAGGUUUAUCUCUGUAGAGUUCAACCUCUGGAUUUUGAUAAGGAAUGGACUUACCAUGCAUCAAAGUACAUUGAUGAUAUAUUCAGCAAUAACAUAAACAAAAGUACUUUUGUUGGACAAAUUGAACUAGCACUUGGUUCAACACUCUGGUUAAGCCCUGUGACUGAGUUGACACAGGCAGGGAAAAGUAAGUUCAAGAUGGAAUCUCUAAGAUCUAGACUUAUUUCUAAUGGAUUUGGAAUAAGUAAUAUUGCUCAUAUGGAAAGGUUGAAACAGAUGUGUAAAUUAGCAGGUAUAUCCUUGGAACCUGAGGACCUGUCAUGUGAAUUGUUUAAGAUGACUGUGGAUAAGGCACUGGACUUGCUAAAAGGUACAGAACAAAAUAAGGAGCCCAGUAAGCUGUCUGAAUUAAAUAACUCCAAAGAUAAGCCUAGAAUGAAUGAAGCUUGUACUAGAAGCCCAGAAGAAGUUGAUUCUGUUGACGAAGACGAGGAUAUCAGUAAUGAUCUCGAGAAAAUAGAAGACUUAUCUACAAAUGUUGAAAUGUCAAGUACUGCUAGAAGUGAAGCUAUAGGUAUUCAUUUGCUACAAGAAUCUUUGCCCUUGGAUACUGAUGUGGAAGUUGGUGUUGCAGAAAUAGAAUCUCCCGACUGGUUCUUUAUUCAGCGUGCAGAUAAUUAUGAAAGGUUGGAUGAACUUGAGUUAGAAGUCCAAGAGAUAACUAAGCAUUGGCUAACAGACAGUAAAGAGAGUCUUCAUGAAAAAAGCUUAAAAUGGGAUGAGCAGCCGUGUCUUGCGGCUUCUAGCUACUGUCUGGCUAAGUUUUCUGAUGGCAAUUACUACCGUGGCUGGGUGGACAGAGUUGGGCCAGAUGACACCAGUAAGGUCUUUUUUGUCGACCACGGGGAGACUUUAAUUAUACCCUCUGGUCAGGUUCAGCCAUGUCCAUCAUAUCUUCUGGACCUUCUGCCUGCCCAAGCUAUUCCAUGUUGUUUGGCCAGUUUCACUUAUCCACCAGCAAAAUUAAAAGACGUGAAGAGAGCUAUGGAGGAAGUGGCUGAUUCUGUUGAGACCUGGAUAGCAAAGGUUAUAGAAAUAGUUGAAUCGGAGGAUGGGAAAAUGUACAGGGUAGAGUUAAUUGACAGCUCAGUGGAGCCACCAAGGCAGAUGUCAAAGGAGCUCAUGAAUGCACACCAGUCUUUGAAUGAGAAUUAUGGGGAAAACCAGAUCAAGGAAGAUGUUGAAUUUGAAAAUCUUAUGCAGUCAACAGAGGUGCUUAAUGCAUCAUGCUUAGACAGAGAGGAGGCAAUGAUGUUCUUAGAGAAUUUACCCAAUUUCAAGGAAUGGUCAAAUGCAAUCAGGAAUAAUAAUGCAGAAGAAAAAGAAGACAAAGAAGAAACUAAAGAAAAAGAAGACAAAGAAGGAACUAUGACAGAUGUUAAGAAUUCCUGUGAUUUGCCUGAAGCUUUACAAAUUUGCAGUGCCCUCGACAAGUCAGCUUCCAGCUCCAGCAAACAAGAAGGGGAGUCAUGGAAAAAUGAAAAUAUAAAAAAGGAAAAACUAGCAAAUCACAGAAAGACAGAAGAGCUCAUCAUCGACCACCAUUCAUCACCAGAAAAUGCCAGUAAUCGGAACCAUAAAAUUGUCCACAAGCCACACAAGCAACAAGAGAGCGCCAAAUCUUAUGGAAAAGCAAAACCUUCUAAGGCGGAUACAGACUUGUUCAACCAGCUAUGUCUACUUGUGCCACCCCUAGAGGCUGUAAAAAACAUUACACGCAGGUUAUAUCCCGAGACAACCUGGAAUCAGACGGACAGUUUGGUUGUCAUCAAUGUACAUUUGCUGGGUGUUGAGCACUACAAGUGUCGGUUUGCAAGGAAUCAUUUGACCUUUAUGACUGUUGUGAGAGAUAAAUUCUAUGUUAUUGAGGAGACUUUGGCAAAUGAAAUUGAAACUGAUUCAUGCUCACUCAAAUUAAAAGGCAUGUCCGUGCACAUUUAUCUGACUAAGAAAUCAAAAUGCACAUGGCUCCAUCUUUUUGCUGAGAAGGUGAAACGUCCAUGGUUGAAGAUGGCCUACCAUGGCUCAAGCUUAGACGAGGAAAAGUCAUCAGUUUCUGCUCUCAAAAAAUCCUGGACAGACUUGCAGAUGUGUGAGAACAGUUAUGGAGGAUACCCAGCUGGCAUGAGUGACAGUAGUUCAGCAGAGAGUCAGUCAGAUGAAGAUAUGGAUGACUUGAUCACUUGAUUGGCCGAGUGAGACCUGUUUGUCAUGUUGCAUGCAUUUAUUAUUCCGUUGAUACAGUGGAAAGAAUGACUGAAUCUGCUUUGUUAUUUAGGAAUUGUCCCAAAAACUUCAAACUGGUUAUUGUUGUAUGAAUUAGUGAACCUAAUUACAGCUUCUUUUUUACUGGGUAGGCUCUGUGCUAAAGCAGAUUUAUAGAUCCACCAAAAACAUGGUUGGUAUGAUUUAUUACUUUCUGCUAUAUUGGCUAGUCCUAUAAAUUUUGCACAACAUCCAAUUUAUUUUUCUAUAACAUAAAUGCACAUGCUUCAAUCUGUACACAUAUUUGUGUUCACAAACACUUUAUAGACACAUCCAGUGGCAAAAUAUUACUAACAAGUUUUAAAUGAUUUAACCCAUUCCCGCCCAGCAUGCCAUGCCAUGCCCACUGUGAGAUUACUUGUUGAAUUGUUUUCACACAUAGAUGGCUACACUUGUACUAAAUCACCAAUGAGCCAGUUACGAGUACCGCCUGUCUCGCCCGUUCACCCUUUUAUUUGAUUUACAAAAUAUUUUACUCUAUCUUAUUUUGCUGUUACUAAUGUUAUAAAACAUUAUAAAAAUUAUAACGUUUAUAAUAAAAAUAACACCAUCAAUAUUCGUGGCACUAGUAAAAAAUAUGUUUUUCCCGCCAUUUCAAAUCAGGCACUAACAGAGUCAUCUAUGGGCAGACAUUUCACAAAAAAAAAAUAUAGAAAAUAGGCACAGCAUUUCCCCCAUUUUUUGUUCAUUUUCCCUGGCGGCAAUGGGUUAAUGGUUAAAACAAAUAGAUGUGCUAGACAUGAAGCUCAUAUAGCACUAAAUAGAUUUUAAAGAUUACAGAUAGUUAAAAUCUGUACACUUACAAUAUUAUUCACCUGUCCUGUAGUCUCGCAAUGUUGUAGGGUUAUCAUUUAAAACUUUGACAUCACUUCUUCCUUCUUCCUCCCUUCCUUCCUUCUUCUUCUUCUUCUUCUUCUUCUUCUUCUUCUUCUUCUUCUUCUUCUUCUUCUUCUUCUUCUUCUUCUUCUUCUUCUUCUUCUUCUUCUUCUUCUUCUUCUUCUUCUUCUUCUUCUUCUUCUUCUUCUUCUUCUUCCUCCUCCUCCUCCUCCUCCUCCUCCUCCUCCUCCUCCUCCUCCUCCUCCUCCUC